Molecule: messenger RNA, 2714 nt
Organism: Paralichthys olivaceus (Japanese flounder)
Lineage: Eukaryota; Metazoa; Chordata; Actinopteri; Pleuronectiformes; Paralichthyidae
Source: RefSeq, a predicted model, not a curated record
AAGAGUCUGGAAACAACCUCGGAACAGGAUGGACACAAGUACACGGAGCCAGGAAAGGGAGACUAAAUAAGUCUAUCGAGAAGAUCAUGAACCUGAUUGGAGCAGGCAUAGAAACGUCCAAAAGCAAACAGCCCACACGGAGCUCAGAGAUCCUCGCUCCAGAGUCAAGAGGCUCACCUGCCGUUUAAUGGAUCUGAUCCUCUGGAUUUACUGCUCUGAGAAAUGAGAGGCACGUUUCCUGCUGGAGCCUGCGGAAGAGUGUGAAUGCUGGGCAGCACAGGGAGCACCAAGGACACCAAGCCUUUUGCCACUGGCACGCAGCUUUCCCGGAGCUUUAUCAAGGAAUCUAUACUUGCAUUUGACCAUGAAUUGAGGAGUUUGGAAUCAGCACACUGUGGAAAUCCCAAAGCCAACGUUUCUCUCUGUCUCGAUUGCAGGAUUUACAAUAUGUCUACCUGACUGUAGUGACUAUGGAGUAAACAUGAUUUAAACAAAUGCUUUCCCUUGAUGAUAAAUAACACGAGUACCUCAACAGUACUUUAUAGAAUGCUGCUACCUUCAUUGUAUGAGCCGUGUCCUAGCUCUCAAAGAGGUUGACCAAUGAAGCCAUGGGACUCAGCCAGAGCUUUACAAAUGGGGCCUGCGGUAGAGCCCUGGACCAGCCGGUGGGAGAGUGGCUGGAGCACGUGGGGCUGCCGCAGUACGAGAGCAAGUUCCUGCUCAAUGGCUUUGACGACCUGCGAUUCAUGGGAGGUAACGUGAUGGAGGACCAGGACCUCAGAGACAUUGGGAUCACCGACCCAGGACACAGAAAGAAAAUCCUCCACGCGGCGCGCAACUUGCCCAAGGUAAAAGCUCUGGGCUGUGAUGGCAGCACGUCUCUCGCCUCUUGGCUGGACGGCCUUGGCCUGCAUGAAUAUCUGCCCAACUUCCUUUCAAGCGGCUACCGCACGCUGGAGUGUGUGAAGAACCUGUGGGAGCUGGAGAUCGUCAAUGUGAUUAAAAUCGGUGCCCUGGGCCACAGGAAGAGGAUCAUCGCCUCUCUGGCAGAGAGACCCUAUGAAGAAGCUCCCAGCAAGUCCCGUCGUCUGUCCCCUAUUAUGUUUCAUGACCUCCUGUCCCAGACCACAUCCCCCCUCAGUCAAAUGGACCCCUACACCAGUCGCUCCAUGGACAUGCUCCUGCCGCUGACCGAGUCGGACCGCAGGCGGAGAGGAGUGGACCAGGACUGUAGUGUGUCUCUGCGGUCUUACAGCGAGAGGCCGCGCUCUGUAGACAGACAGAGCGAGCGGCACAAAGACUCUCGUCUAAACCUCCGGCCGCCGAGUCAGUCUGCUACCUACGCCACGGUGUCCGCCUGGCAUCACCAGCCCGAGAAACUCAUCAUGGAGUCCUGCGGGUACGAGGCCACCUACCUAGGAUCGAUGAUCAUCAGGGAUCUACGAGGGAUCGAGUCCACACAAGAUGCCUGCGCCAAAAUUAGGAAAUCUAAAGACUCUAGAAAGGGUCCAGUUGUCAUCCUGUCCAUCACCUACAGGGGGGUCAAGUUCAUCGAUGCAGCCACGAAGUCCAUCGUCGCAGAGCACGAGAUCAGGAACAUCUCCUGCGCUGCCCAGGACCCUGAUGACCUCUGCACUUUUGCUUACAUCACCAAGGAUCUGAAGAGCGGCCACCACUUCUGUCAUGUCUUCAGCACUGUGGAAGUGACUCAGACCUACGAGAUCAUCCUAACGCUGGGACAGGCUUUCGAGGUGGCCUAUCAGAUGGCGAUCCAGUCCAGGGCGAGACAGUACGUCCCCCCUUCAACUCUGGUCUCAGAGGUCAUAGAGACCAAAACCACCCGUCCUGCGUCCCAGUCGUGGAGCAGCAUGCGGAGAUCAGCACUCGCCCCAGCGUUCAAGUUUCCGGAUACCAAGCUGUGAGUUGAAGGGGAGCGGCCGCUGUGAGCGUUUGCGUGUAUUGAGUUUAGUGGGCAGAGCAGUGGAAAGAAAAGAGAGAGAGGUAAAGAGAGAGAGGAAUUGAGAGGUAAGCCUUACAUGCAGGGCCGACCAGCGCUGCUCUGACAUUUAGAUCCCACUCUGUAUAUCCCCUGCUCCUGCACUGACCCCCACCCACACCACCGCCGCCACGCGAUAUGAAUCCCAACACGACACGGACGAGACGCAACCUGUUGUCCCACAGCACCGGGCGAGCGGGACCAGGUGUUUCACUCCCGUCUCCAGGAAAGGUCAGCCGGAAAGGUCAAGACUAAUUCCUGGCCUCCCUGUGACUCUGAUCUCAUCAUGUAGGUACUGUAAUGUUUUAGAGCACUGUAGACCAUUAAUGAUAUAGACCAUUAAUGAGCAUUUCUAUUGAUUCAGGUCUAUGGGAGAUAGUCACAGCAGAGGGUGAAGAGAACUGUAACAAAAAUGUAGAGACAAGAAAAAAAUAAAACUGUACCAGCAUACGAUGCUUUGCCCAUGUUUGUGGACAGAGUGUGGUUCAAUGGAAAUGUGAUACUGUCUCAAAUUUCAAAGCAAUAUUAUAUUAAUGAAAUUAAAUAAGACAAUGACAAAAAGAAUCCCUCUCACGUCUGUUGUCGGCAUGACUUUUUGUUUUUAUGGUUGAGUAAUAAAAAACAGAAAAGAUAACGUGACACCAGCCAUUUAACAAUAAACAGAUAAUUAUUAUAUAUUUAAAUAUCAGAGCAACAAAUCUGAUUCUGUAACGUAGAU